AUGCCAAGCAAGGUAUUUACUAUAGGCAUAAGCGGUCCGUCAUGCUCGGGGAAAACGACCCUUACGCGUAUAUUACAAAAAGCAUUGAAGCAUACUGCUGUUAUUUAUCAGGAUGACUUUUUCAAGUCGGAUAGUGAUAUCCCAGUGGAUCCAAAGACCAAGCUCCAGAAUUGGGAUUGUCCAAAUGCACUCGAUUUUGAUAAAUUGAAUGAAUGUGUGCACUAUGCUAUCAAACAUUGCAAGUUACCUGAAGGAUUUGUUUCCAAGGAAGAAGAGAACAAGCAUGAUGGAUCGACUCAAGUGUCAAAGCAUGUAUUGGAGGGUCUUUCCAAAUUGGCAACAGCGCUUGAAGAUACUUUAUUCUUGAUUGUGGAUGGAUUCAUGCUUUACUGGGAUCAGGAGUUGUAUCAACAAUUCGAUUGCAAGAUAUUCAUCACAGCUUCUUAUACCACGCUUAAAACACGACGUGAGAGUCGACAAGGCUAUGUGACAACAGAAGGUUAUUGGGCGGAUCCUCCUGGUUACUUUGAUGCUAUUGUAUGGCCUGAAUAUGUGAGAUGGAAUCAACACUUGUUUCAAGGAACCAACCAUUCCGAAAUUGAACACGAAGCUGUGGAAGAUGUCCUUGUCCUCAACACCGACGACCUUUCUAUAGACCAAGUAGCUGAUGCUGCAGUGCAACGAUUGUUGGAUAAAGUUUAG
Molecule: messenger RNA, 702 nt
Organism: Lichtheimia ornata
Lineage: Eukaryota; Fungi; Mucoromycota; Mucoromycetes; Mucorales; Lichtheimiaceae
Exons: 5
Coding region: 1-702 (233 amino acids)
Cellular component (GO): cytoplasm
Source: RefSeq, a predicted model, not a curated record